CGGCCGCCCGCAGCCAUGGAGGACUUCAUCGUGAUCUCGGACGACAGCGGCUCCGAGAGCUCCGGGGGGUCCCGCCCGGGCCGGGCGCGGAGGAUCCGCCGGACCCUGUCCCGGCCUCCCGGCGCGCUGCCCCGCCGGACCGUGAUUAGAAGACCCCAAAGGCUAUCUAGAUACUCUGUAUGUCUAUGGCUUGACAUUGGGGGUCUUCACAAUGAUCAGGACUUCAUUGAUUUAACUAGAGAAACCAGACCAAGGGCCAAGGAUCGCAGUGGACUGUGUGUGAUUGACCUGACAAGAACUGAAGAAGAAAAUAGACCUAUUGCCACCCUUGACUUGACUCUAGAGCCUGUUCCUCCUUCCCAGAAGGAGCCAGCCAGUCUUCAGACAUGUACUGGUCUCUCUAGCAAAGAAGCGCUAGAAGGGCGAGUGGACAGAAGUUCUCGGCCUGCAGCACGGAGGAUCAUUAACAGCGAUCCUGUGGAUUUGGAUCUUUUGGAAGAAACCACAUUCGAAGGCCGCCAGCUCCUUCCGCCCAUCGGUGGGGACUCUGUUUAUCCAGCAGAGCCGAACUGUAGCUCAACCACCUUCAAAGGUGACCUGGGCUUCUUGGCAAGCCUACAGCUGGCUUCAGAUGUUCACUCCCUCUCCCCAACAAGCAAUAAUGGUAGCAGCAGCAAUCAAAGGGUACCCUUGCCAUGCCUACAGCAAGAUGUGCCUUGCCCACCACCAGCCUUGCCAUGCCCAUUGCGAGCCUUGCCGUGCCCACUGCGAUCCUCACCAUGUCCACCGCGAGCCUCCUCAUGCCCACCACGAGCCUUGUCAUGCCCAUCACAAACAGCGCAGUACCAGCUACAAGCUUUGCCUCACCUGCCUCAAGAAGUGCCAUGUCCUCCUCAAGAUGUGCCAUGCCCUCAGAAUGUUCCAUGCCCUCAGCAGAAUAUGCCAGGCCCACCUCAAGACUUACUGUGGUGUCCUCAACACUCACCAAGCCCACCUCAAGACUCACUCUGCCCACCUCAAGACACUUUGGGCUUACCUCAAGAUGUAUCAGGCCCACUUCAAGACAUAUCAUAUCCAGCAGGUAUGGCACAGCUGCAAGAUAUGCCACCAUCAUUGGGACAUGUGCCACAGACACCAGGAGACAAGCCACAGUCACCAGGACACAUGGCACAGCCACCAGCAGACAUGCCACAGCUGCCAGCAGACAUGCCACAGUUGCAUGGAGACAUGCCACAGCCACCAAGACGUGUGACAUAUUCGCCUGGAGAAGUCCCAUACUCACCAAGAGAUGUGAGAGGCCCACCUGGAGAUAUGUCACACUUGCCAGGAGUCAUGCCACACUCACUUGGAGAAUUGCCUCACUCACCUCUGGAGAGACCUGGCUCUCCCCCAAAUGAUAUACAGAACUGUGAUACUCCUAUGGAUAUCUCAGCUCCAAGCUCUCCAAGCUGUUCUCCCAGCCCACAGACUCCAGAGUCUGAUGCUUCCUUAGAGAAAGUUCCUUGGCUCUCUAUCACAGAAACCCCAGCCAGGAAAGAAGUAUCACUGUCAGAGCCUGGCAACCCCAGUUCUGCCCAGGUACAGGCACAAACACAAGGUGGGCUGUACAACAAACCAUGCCUGCAUAGACUGAAGUACUUCUUACGACCUCCAGUGCAUCACCUUUUCUUCCAGACACUAAUACCAGAUAAAGACACAAGAGAGAGCAAGGGUCAAAAAUUAGAACCCAUCCCUCAUCGAAGACUAAGAAUGGUAACAAACACCAUUGAAGAAAAUUUUCCCCUGGGGACUGUGCAGUUUUUGAUGGACUUUGUGUCACCACAGCAUUACCCACCCAGAGAAAUUGUGGCUCACAUCAUCCAGAAAAUCCUACUCAGUGGCUCUGAGACCGUGGAUGUCCUAAAGGAGGCCUACAUGCUUCUCAUGAAAAUUCAACAGCUACAUCCAGCUAACUCCAAGACAGUAGAGUGGGACUGGAAGCUGCUUGCCUAUGUCAUGGAGGAAGAGGGACAAAAUCUGCCCGGGCGAGUCCUUUUUCUGCGUUAUGUAGUACAGACAUUGGAAGAUGACUUCCAGCAGAUCCUGAGGCGGCAGCGACAGCACCUACAGCAGUCCAUUGCCAGCACCGUGCUGUCCUGUGACAAGCAGCCCCAUAAUGUCAGAGAUGUUAUCAAGUGGUUGGUCAAAGCAGUAACUGAAGAUGGAUUAACUCAGCCCCCAGAUGGGAAUCAAACCUCCUCAGGAACUGGAAUCUUGAAAGCCAGCAGUAGCCACACUUCUCCCCCGCCCAACCUGACAAAGAACACCAAUCAGCUGAUUGUCUGCCAGCUGCAAAGGAUGCUGUCCAUAGCUGUAGAGGUGGACAGGACUCCCACCUGUAGCUCCAAUAAAAUUGCUGAGAUGAUGUUUGGAUUUGUACUGGACAUUCCUGAGAGGAGUCAAAGAGAGAUGUUCUUUACUACCAUGGAAAGCCACCUUCUGCGCUGCAAAGUGUUAGAAAUCAUAUUCCUCCACAGCUGCGAGACGCCCACUCGCCUGCCCUUGUCUCUGGCCCAGGCCCUCUAUUUUCUGAACAAUUCCACAUCACUGCUCAAGUGUCAGUCAGAUAAAACCCAGUGGCAGACUUGGGAUGAGCUGGUUGAGCAUCUGCAGUUUCUGUUAUCCAGUUAUCAACAUGUUUUAAGAGAGCACUUGCGGAGUUCAGUGAUUGAUCGGAAAGACUUAAUAAUUAAGAGAAUCAAGCCCAAGCCGCAGCAAGGUGAUGAUAUCACCGUGGUGGACGUGGAGAAGCAGAUCGAGGCCUUCCGCAGCCGCCUGAUCCAGAUGCUGGGGGAGCCGCUGGUCCCACAGCUCCAAGACAAAGUGCACUUGCUGAAGCUCCUGCUCUUCUAUGCUGCAGACUUGAACCCCGACGCAGAACCCUCUACCAAGACCUGGAGCAGCCCCUGAGUCCUCAGCACUGAACACCAAGAAUACCUCCUGAACUCUAUCUCCAACUAUUUGGAAGUUCUAAAAGUAUAAAAAGUAGUUAAAAAUCUUAUAGGACCAAGCCUAUCUAUUUAUCUGUAGGUUAUAACACCUUCCUAUGGUUUAGGAAAUACCUUUUUUUCCCUAUAAUCCUAUCCUAGCCUGUUCUCAACUGGCAUAAAUACACAUGGUGUAUAUAUUUUGUAAUAAAUUAUUUAUCUAUACUUUUUUUGGAAACAGGUAAUACUAUAAUAUGCACUAAAUGCUUAACCAUUCAAGAUGUGAAAAAAGAAUUCCUCUGCUGAACAAAUCCUAGACAUCAAUUAUGUCAUUCAAGGUACUGACAGCCUGUUUCAAAAGAGAAGGACAUUCGUUUCUCCCUAAUGGAACAACACUACAUCCCGUAUUACAAAUGUUAUAUUGCCUAUGAAUUUGACUUGGUGGCCAGUUAUAUUAAGAUCUUAUGUACUGAAUAAAGGGGAGAGGAGAAACUAAAAGAUUGUGUUACCAAAAAAUGGAUGUUAAAAGGAUAUAAUAAAAAGGCAAUGGUUUUUCAAAUUACUGGUUUACCAUGCUUAGAUUCUAUGACUGUGAGUAGAGAAAAAGGAAUAACUACUCCCAACAGGACAAAAAAAAAAAGGCUAUCCACAUUUGAGAAAGUAGUAAGGAAUUUUAUUGUUAAAACAAGUGAUACAAGCAUAAGAGAAGACAAAUAAAUUAAUUGUUCUGAU
This is a messenger RNA of Talpa occidentalis (Iberian mole), 3698 nucleotides long. RefSeq names its product SUMO interacting motifs containing 1 (gene SIMC1). Lineage: Eukaryota; Metazoa; Chordata; Mammalia; Eulipotyphla; Talpidae. The transcript has 11 exons. The record is from RefSeq and is a predicted model, not a curated record. Bases 16 to 2949 code for a protein of 977 amino acids.